AUGAACUAUAUCACAAGUAAAAGUUUCUUUGCCCUUCUUCUUUUGUCAUUUUUCUUUGUGGAAACAAUACUACAUGUUCAUGGUGAUGGGGAGCCUUAUGAUGUUCAUAUAGUUAAUCGUUUGCCCGAUAAAUUAAGGGCACAUUGUUUUUCUGCAGAUGAUGAUUUGGGAUUUCGCACCCUGGAUUUAUCUGAAGACUGGAAUUGGCAUUUCAGAAUGGCACUUUUCGAAAGAACAGCAUUUUACUGUCAUUUUUGGUGGUUUGCCAAACAAGGCGGUUUUGCUGUUUUUGAUAGCAAGAUUUCUGAUUACUGCGGCCACUCCAGCACUAAUGAAUGCAAUUGGGAAGUCAGGGAAGAUGGUUUCUACCUUUUUGAUAGAACAGCUCAAUCUCCAAAAUUCUUUAAAGCGAAUGAUUGGUAUUGA
Coffea arabica (coffee) is the source of this 426-nucleotide messenger RNA. The record is from RefSeq and is a predicted model, not a curated record. NCBI's taxonomy places the organism in Eukaryota, Viridiplantae, Streptophyta, Magnoliopsida, Gentianales, Rubiaceae.